AGAGCGGCUCCCAGAGGCCGGAAGGGCCGAGACUAGCGGUUGGCUCCUGCAGCACCAGCGGCGCCGGCGGUCUUGCCUGCCUGGGCGGCCAUGAUGGGCUCGGCCCGCGGCCUUCUCUUGGCGGGGCCGGUGCGGACCUGGUGCUGCAGGCGGGCGCUGGGCGGGCCGCCCUCGGGGGCGGGGAAGAGGCGCUGGAGCAGGCCGGGUCUCUCGCCGGGGGCGCAGGCGGUGCCUGGAGAGCCCGCGGGGCACUGGCAGGGCCGCGGCGAGGAGGCGGCGGAGGGCGGCGGGUCCCCCGAACACUACUACCAGGCCCGGAGCCGGGCUGUCCAGCAGCUGAGGGGCACCGCUGAGGACCCUUAUCCACACCAGUUCCGUGUGGAUCUGCCCCUUCCUGCCUUCGUUGAGAAGUACAGCUGCUUGCAGGCGGGAGAGCACUUGCCCAGCGUCACGGUGAGAGUGGCAGGUCGGAUCUCCGCAAAACGUGCCCAUGGAGGGAACCUGGUCUUCUACGACCUUCAUGGGGAGGGAGCGAAGUUGCAAGUUAAGUCAAGCUCCAGAAGCUACAAAUCUGAAGAAGAGUACACGCACAUCACCAACAAGAUUCGUCGUGGAGACAUUGUUGGGAUCCAAGGGAGUCCUGGGAAGACUCAGAGAGGGGAGUUGAGCAUCCUUCCCUAUGAAAUGACCCUGCUGUCUCCGUGCCUCCGCAUGCUGCCUCACCUCCAUUUUGGGCUCAAAGACAAGGAAACCAGAUUUCGGCAGAAAUACCUGGAUCUAAUGCUUAAUGAUGAUGUGAGACAUAAAUUCAUAGUCCGUGCAAAGAUUGUAGCAUUCCUUCGCAAUUUCCUAGAUGCUUUGGGCUUUCUGGAGGUUGAGACUCCCAUGAUGAGCCCCGUCCCUGGCGGGGCUGUGGCAAAGCCCUUCGUUACCUACCACCAGGAGCUGAACAUGAACUUGUACAUGAGAAUGGCUCCAGAGCUCUACCACAAGAUGCUGGUGGUGGGUGGAAUGAACCGGGUCUUUGAGAUUGGGCGCCAGUUCCGGAACGAAGGCAUCGAUUUGAUGCACUACCCAGAGUUCACCACCUGUGAAUUUUAUAUGGCCUAUGCCGACUACUACGACGUGAUGGAGAUGACAGAACAGCUGCUUUCAGGGCUGGUGAACCACGUCACUGGUGGCUACAAGAUAAAGUAUCACCCCGAAGGCCCAGAGGGCCCGGCGUGUGAAAUCGACUUCACCCCUCCCUUCCGGAAGAUCAGUCUGGUGGGCGAGCUGGAGAGAGUGCUGGGCGAGAAGCUCCCUGCAGCGGAUCAGUUCCAGACGGAAGAGGCUCGCCGGUUCUUUGACGCGGCCUGUGAGGAGAGAGGGGUUUCCUGCCCUGCCCCGCGGACUGCAGCCAGGCUCCUGGACAAGCUGGUGGGGAAGUGCUUGGAAGUCGGCUGCAUCAACCCCACGUUUAUCUGUGACCACCCCCAGAUCAUGAGCCCCCUGGCCAAGUGGCAUCGCCUCCACCCAGGCCUGACAGAGCGCUUUGAGCUGUUUGUGAUGAAGAAGGAGGUCUGCAAUGCCUACACGGAGCUGAACGACCCUUUCCUGCAGCGGCAGCUUUUUGAAGACCAGGCCAAGUUACUAAAGAAAAAAGAAAAUAAUAACAGUUUAAUCGUGAGGCGGACAUUUAAUUACCUUCUUUUUGUCCGGAUGCUCGUCACCCUGCAGAGAAGGAGUGGCACCAUCUGGAUGUCAGGCGGGCGCUGAAGAUCUAUAUUGACAGGACGUAGGCUUUUCGUAAGUCGGAUGCUCUUUUUGUGGCCUUUAAGGCUUCUAAGAUGGGAUGCAAGGUCUCUACAGCCGUUAUCGCUCGAUGGGUCCGUUCAUGCAUUACGGUGUUGUACGAAGCCCAGAAACUUCCGGUGCCUGGCCAGAUUACGGCACACUCAACUACAUCGGCAGCCACUUCCGCUGUGUUAUCUUCACUGACGUCCCUUGAAGAGAUUUGCAAGGCAGCUACUUGGUCAUCGCCUUUUACAUUUUCAAGGCAUUACAAGUGGGAUGAACAUGAAGCUGCCAGAGCGGCAUUUGGUCGGAGGGUCCUGCAACGGGUCCUUCCGGCUCAGUUGCUGCAGCUUGGGUAUUUUCCCUCCCGUGGUUGGUGCUGUGGUAUGUCCCAAGCUUGGGUGACCUCCUACACCAGCCGAGAAAGGUACAUUGGUACUCACCGUGAAGGUGUCUUCUGGCUGGUGUAGAAGAGGUCACCCAAGGCCCGCCCGGGUUGUGUGAGGCUGCAGCUGAUGAUCUGGUUAUAGGGGGACAGUUUUUCUGUCUUUCUCUGCAUUAUGGUUCGUAUAUUGUUGUAUAUUCUCUGUUAUG
This is a messenger RNA of Hemicordylus capensis (graceful crag lizard), 2370 nucleotides long. RefSeq names its product lysine--tRNA ligase-like. NCBI's taxonomy places the organism in Eukaryota, Metazoa, Chordata, Lepidosauria, Squamata, Cordylidae. The record is from RefSeq and is a predicted model, not a curated record. The transcript has 12 exons. Gene Ontology annotation, molecular function: lysine-tRNA ligase activity; ATP binding; tRNA binding. Gene Ontology annotation, biological process: positive regulation of macrophage activation; diadenosine tetraphosphate biosynthetic process; lysyl-tRNA aminoacylation. Gene Ontology annotation, cellular component: cytoplasm; aminoacyl-tRNA synthetase multienzyme complex; nucleus. The coding region runs from base 91 to 1758 and encodes 555 amino acids.